Molecule: messenger RNA, 864 nt
Organism: Odontomachus brunneus
Lineage: Eukaryota; Metazoa; Arthropoda; Insecta; Hymenoptera; Formicidae
Gene: IscU
Product: iron-sulfur cluster assembly scaffold protein IscU
Exons: 4
Coding region: 100-582 (160 amino acids)
Biological process (GO): iron-sulfur cluster assembly; intracellular iron ion homeostasis
Cellular component (GO): mitochondrial matrix; cytoplasm
Molecular function (GO): 2 iron, 2 sulfur cluster binding; ferrous iron binding
Source: RefSeq, a predicted model, not a curated record
UCUAUUCUUGUCCUUCUGCUCACAACAUCGACUUUAUUUUUGCGUUGAAAGUGAAACACGGCGUUCUGUUUGUCCAUGAGAGAAUUUAUAUAAAGCAAAAUGGCAUUGUUCCGCACAUUGCCGACAAAAAUCGGCGUGACUUCGAAGAUCCUCUCGCGGAGCGCUCCAGCUGUUUCUUAUCACGCAAAUGUAAUAGAUCACUAUGAGAAUCCUAGAAAUGUUGGUUCAUUGGACAAGAAUGAUGAACAAGUUGGCACAGGCCUUGUAGGAGCGCCAGCAUGUGGAGAUGUGAUGAAACUCCAGAUCAAAGUCGAUAAAAAUGGCAAAAUAAUUGAUGCUAAAUUUAAGACUUUUGGUUGUGGUUCUGCUAUUGCUUCAAGUUCUCUAGCUACGGAAUGGGUUAAGGGAAAGACAGUGGAUGAGGCGCUGGCACUGAAAAAUACUGUUAUUGCUGAAGAACUUCGUCUCCCACCAGUCAAGAUGCACUGUUCAAUGCUUGCCGAGGAUGCAAUUAAAGCUGCUCUGUCAGAUUACCGUAUUAAACAACAAUCGAAGGAUAAGGCCACCAACAGCGCGACUUAAAAUCGACGGUUCGAAUUACCGAACCAUAUGAUAGUAACAAAAAAAGUAACAAAUAGACAUGCUAUUUAGCUCAAAGAUACUAUCUAUUCUUAAGGAAUUAUUGUAUGAUUACUAUCAUUGGAAUUAGAUCUAGCUGUGGGAAUAACACAUUUCUUAGGCUACAUAUAUACAUUAGCUUAUUCUACGAAAAGAUGACAAAUUUACUAACAUGGUAUUAUUCGUAUCGCGCAUAAAUCUGUAUCGCGUUAUCUUGUUCAAUGAAAUAUAAUUUAUUUAAGUAAG